AUCCCGUGACGCGACUUGGUGACAUUUCUGACAUCUUCCCCUCAUUCUCUGCGAGGUAAUUCAUUCUGAGGACGUUUCCGUCCUCUCAAAUACCAAAGGAAUCGUCCGAUAACACACAGACUGUUUCAGUCGGUGGAAGCUGUGUAUCAAUGUACAGAAUGACCAGCUAUACCACUACCACCACCAAAUCCCACAGUACAAAAUACAAAUACGCCACAGUUCAGGUACAUGUAGUGUAUAGACCACGCGACAUCACCAACACCAAAGCCAACACCAAAGUCAACAAGCAAGAACUUCCUUUGCUUCCUUCCUCUCGCCCCCGUAAAAGCUCCGACUCGAAGCACGGAAGCAAGUCCGAACGCAAGCAACAACAACAACAACAACAACAACAACAACAAAAACAAUCUCGUGACUAUGAGAUAAUCCCCUCGGAACCCAAACCACGCUAUUCGUCGGGCCCCAUCAUGUCAUAUUCAAGAUUCUUCUGUUCCUAUGCCCCAUCUCCUCCGCCAAAACCCAGCCACAGUUCGCAAAGUGGUCCACCGCGUAGAAAGAGGAGUGUGAGGUCUUCCAAGCCUUGCGAAGUGGAACCCGAGAAGAAGAAAAAGAAAAAGAAACGAUGCAGUAGUAGUAGUAGUACCCAUCAGCUUCGAGAUACAGCUCCUGGAGUGAGAUUUUCUCCGGUGGUUACUGUGAGGACUUAUCGAUGAGAGAAGG
Messenger RNA from Sphaerulina musiva SO2202, 717 nucleotides. RefSeq lists its product as uncharacterized. NCBI's taxonomy places the organism in Eukaryota, Fungi, Ascomycota, Dothideomycetes, Mycosphaerellales, Mycosphaerellaceae. The coding region runs from base 150 to 710 and encodes 186 amino acids. The transcript has 2 exons. The record is from RefSeq and is a predicted model, not a curated record.